Cooperia oncophora is the source of this 453-nucleotide messenger RNA. NCBI's taxonomy places the organism in Eukaryota, Metazoa, Nematoda, Chromadorea, Rhabditida, Trichostrongylidae. The record is from the annotation of a GenBank genome assembly.
AUGCUUGACUGGCUGCUUCGGACGUUUGGACGAGACAGAAUGAACCCAAAUUCAAAAAAUUAUGGAUAUCGUCUUCAGAGGAUUCACUUCCAGUGCUUAACCUACCAGAUGGUGGUAAGCUCUGGAAAUGAUUGGUCUAACCUUGCGUCGGGCUUAGCAGCAUCUUCACGUCUUGCUGGACGAAUGGCAUGCAAUCUAGCACGCAUGGAAACCGACAUGUUGGAAGUGCGAACUGCUCCAUCGUUCAUUCUUGAUAAGAAGCUAGGGAAAAUGUACCAUUUCCACGCACAUAACCCAAUAGCCUCAUGGAUGCGUGAUCAAGUACUCUUUAUAUUUACUCCGGUGCUAGUCUGCAAAUUCCCAAUGAAAACUGUCGGAGUAGAUGAUGCGAUUUCAACUACGGGUCUUCUGUACUCUCAAUUUUAUCGUUUCGAUAGUAAUAUGAAAUGGUAG